Molecule: messenger RNA, 441 nt
Organism: Thelazia callipaeda (thelaziosis nematode)
Lineage: Eukaryota; Metazoa; Nematoda; Chromadorea; Rhabditida; Thelaziidae
Source: the annotation of a GenBank genome assembly
AUGAUAGUACUGCACUUGGCUCAGGACCGGCAUUCUGAAGAAGGAAGCAUUAGUGAAAAGAGGAGAUGCAGAGAAUGGAAUAGUUUGCAAGAGAAAACCGGCACUGCAUACACUCCGGCAGCAGGACGAUGCGCAAAGAUGGUCCUGGCAAUACCAGAAAUGAAUUGUAAUAAAGAGAGCAAGAAUAGGUGGGUGGUGGGUGUAUGUUUAAUGGAUGGGUUGCAACGAACAUAUGUUCACACCACUUUUAACCAUAACUUACACUGGCCAAAUGAGUUUGACUUUGCCAUCGCUGCUGCUGUCACUCUCAUUGCCGCCCUUACUACAAGAAAGAGAAUUUUCCGCGGUGAGAUGAGGGAAAGUAUGCUUUAUUUUCAAAUAGCAAAUAGGGCUACUGGCGAAGAAAAUUGUUACAUGUUAUGCCAUAUGUCUACUUGUUAG